GCGCAAUCUGCUGCACUCGCGCUCUCCUGUAAUCGAAAUUACAAAGCUUCUUUUUUCCCUUCUUCUUUACUGUUUCGUUGCGUCUUGCUGCGAUAGUGAGUUUUUAUACAGUGCUUUUCUUCAGCUGGUUGCGACAGAGAUACGUUUUGGCGUUCAAAUUGUAGAUAUACCGCGUCUGCACAACAAGUUCUAUACGCUUAGGCAAUUUCCCAUUUAAUAGACUCCGCGUGAGUACAACAGGCCUAUUUAAAGAACUUCCGAGAAAACAAUGCCGAUCAAGUAUAGCUGUGUGAACGAUGAGACUACGCUGCUCGCGGAAUACCCGGCAGGGGAGCAGCCGAAGUUCGCCGAGACGAUGCAGAAGGUCAUCGCAACGGUGCCGCCGAGGGAGUACCGCCGCAAGACGAUCGAGGACAAGGAUGGCGGUGUCAACUACAACUACAUCAGCAACGGCGAGGGCCGAAUUGUCGCCUGCGUGACGACGAGCGACAUGCGCAUGCGUACGGUCUACGCAUUUCUGGAGGCGGUGGAACCACUGGUGCGCGGCAGCGCCGGUCCACAGGGAGCAGAGCUGCGCAACGGCAAGAAGCUGCUGCAGCAGAAGAUGGAGUUCUACAACAACCCACAGAACGAUAAGAUCACUGCGCUGAAUGAUGACAUCAAUCAGGUCGUCGACGUUAUGAUGGACAACAUGGAUAAAGUGCUAGCGCGCGGCGACCGCAUUGAUACGCUGCAGGAAAAGUCAUCCACACUCGCGGAUCAGGCGCAGCAGUUUCAGCAGCGCUCCACCGAGCUGAAGCGCAACUUGUGCCUGAAAAAUCUGAAGCUAACGCUCAUGAUUGCCGCUGUGGUGGUUGUGGUUAUUAUCAUCAUUCUACUGAUUGCCUGCAAACCGAACUUCUCGCGUUGCCGUUGA
Molecule: messenger RNA, 916 nt
Organism: Leptomonas pyrrhocoris
Lineage: Eukaryota; Euglenozoa; Kinetoplastea; Trypanosomatida; Trypanosomatidae
Product: putative Qc-SNARE protein
Exons: 1
Coding region: 269-916 (215 amino acids)
Biological process (GO): vesicle-mediated transport
Cellular component (GO): membrane
Source: RefSeq, a predicted model, not a curated record